AAAUACCAGGCCCGGAAAAUCCCGAAAACACCCUCGCUCGCCGCCGUCCGAAGGCGCACGCGGCACGCCUCCUACCUCCAACCCGAACAAGAAGCAGAGCACACGCUACGCCACCUCCAUCCGCGGAAUCCCGUCUCGUCCUCCUCUUCCCCAAUCGCCGCCGCUGGGGCGCAGAUCCCUCAUCCGCGCCGGAACCGAUCCCCCCUUCCUCUGAAAAUGGUGAUCCUCUGUGCCGGGCAUGUUGCUCCAUCAGUUCAUUCUAAGUUUCUGCCCGGAUGGCUACUGCUGAAUAACAGCCCGAGAAUGUAUUGCAAUGCCUUUCUGGAUGAAAUGAAACUUAAAAGGCGAAACAGAAAUCAGUGGGUAACUUCUUUCUCCAAAGGAUCUUCACUACAAGAUACUGUGCCCUCUGUAAAGCCUUCACGCCUUCUUCCAACAGAGGAGCUAAAGACAUAUCCCAAUACAGUUCCUGAGGACAUAUUUAGCACAAUCAGAUUGGAUGACUCUGAUGCAUUCUAUAUGCUAGAGCUUAGGACUAGUAGAGAAUUUAGUUCCUCUUUGCUGGAUAAAAAUUCUGCAAUGUUAAUCUGUUUAAUUGAUCUUGAUGGUGACUCCUUGUUGCAAAGAGUACCUGCAAUCUAUUUGGGUCAACCUACGCCAGGAGUAAAGGCAGAGCAAUCGAUGCCCUUCCAAAGUGGUUCAAUUGAUGCUGUGACCUUUAAGGGGUCUAAAUUGCAAAGGAUUAAAGAAGUCUGGAUCGGUAUAGAAUCAGGUUCAUGGAGAUUAGAUGGUUUGAGCUUGAAAGUAAUACAUGGACCGGUUGAUCCACCUAAAGAUAUUAGUGGAACGCAUGAACUCAAGUUUAACGGUUUGCAGUACACUUUCGAGAAAAUCAAUGUGCCUCUUGGAGAGGAUGGAGCUUCAGUAGCUGAAGCCAGGCCUGUGGCUGUUAUGGACCUGUCAGGCGUUAGCCUUUCUGAUCUUCAAGAAGGGCAGUUAUCGUCAGAGAACCCUGCUUCAGUUGUUAAGGAAUUGAAAGAGGAUGGUUUGAGACAAUAUGCUAAUCUUAAGCAAUCUUUGCUGCUCUAUGAUGCAGCUAUAGUGCUAACAGGUUUCUCCAUUUUCACCUUGGCUUCCAACGACAAUGCUGCUUACUCUUUCCUGGUUGGUGGAAUUGGAGGAUUCCUCUACCUGCUGCUACUCCAAAGGUCUGUCGAUGGGUUGCCUGUGAUUAGUUCGCCCUCAGAAGUAGGGAGCACACAGCCAUCUGUAAGUGGUUUCAGUGGCGUAAGAAGGCCAUGGUUGAUAUUGUCAUUGGUAAUGGUUGUGGGAGCUGUUGCAUUGAAGUAUGGUGCUGGCGGUGACAGCUUCGAGCUGACACCAACCGAGCUCUUUGUCGGCACUGCGGGGUUCCUGGCAAACAAGGUCGCAGUUCUUCUGGCAGCAUUCAAACCCAUGCAAAGUGAUUUGAAGCCUGAAGAUGGAUCUGGUGGCAGAACUUAAAUGCUAGUUGUAGUUUCUUAUACAAUUGCUAGUGUGUGUCAUGAUCUGGAAAUAUAGUGCUUGCGACUAGCAUCUUGGUAACUUAGUUCAAACACCAAUCUUCUGGACAGUCACAGGAAGGAGGUCACAAGAUUCCGAUUCAGAAUAAGAAGGUUCCAAUGGUAGUGUUACUCUGAAACAGACACAUGAAUGGUUCAGAUGAUGUACAGAAACAUGACCAGACUCAGAAAUCAGGAGAGUUCAGUCUUCAAGUAUCUCGACACAUGAAAAUCUAGCUGUCAAACACACAGAUGAAAAUCUACAUUCAGAUGAUAUGGCAUAGUUGCUAGCUCAAAAUACAAUCCAAAAUACAUGAUGAUUGUACCCGAACCAUAUACCCAUUACUGUAUAUAAAUCUGAUACCAUUGAAAUCAAUUUUUACAGUAUGUGAUUGGUAA
Molecule: messenger RNA, 1940 nt
Organism: Panicum hallii
Lineage: Eukaryota; Viridiplantae; Streptophyta; Magnoliopsida; Poales; Poaceae
Exons: 4
Coding region: 217-1503 (428 amino acids)
Source: RefSeq, a predicted model, not a curated record